AUUAGUCAGCAGGUCGAGUGAGACAAGCUUGGCGACAAUGCUCACCAUUGACGACGCUUGGAGAAUGCGGCCGAUGUGGAAACGACACCAACAACAAUAAAUUUGGACGUUUUCCACUCAUUUUCUUCCAUAAACUUGCCAAUAUCUGCAGAAACGCUAUGGCGAAUAACCACCUAAAAAAAGAAGACUUGCUAGCAAAGUUUAAGGAGUGGGAAAUAGAGAGUGAGACAGUGGAUCAUCCAGAAGUGUUUACAGUUGAGGCAAUGAUGCCGUAUCUUGAAAGACUCUCCGGUGCGAUGUGUAAAAAUCUCUUCUUGAAAGACAAAAAGAAGCGUCUCUACCUCCUUGCUGCUCUCUUCGAUCGAGAGGUCAAACUUUCUGAUGUUGGAAAGAAAGUCGGAGCCACAGGAGGACUAAGACUAGCAGAUGAAUCUAUUCUGGAGGAAAAGUUGGGUGUAAAACAGGGUUGUGUCACAGCAUAUGCUUUAGUGAAUGACGUUAACAAGGAUGUGAAAUUGUUAGUGGAUGAUGACAUUAUCAAUGGCAAAUAUGAUAAAGUCUGGUUUCAUCCUUUGGACAAUGCUGCAACAACUGGUGUGACUUGUGACGAUUUCUUAAAAUUCUUGCAAAAGACUGGCCACGAACCAGUUAGUGUCAAAUUUGAAUGAUCGAUGUGAUUUGUUUGAAGCUGAUUGACUUGUCUUCAGAACAUCCUAAGAUUCAGUUUCACAACAAUCAGCACAGCCUAUUGUCAUUUGUAUCAACCCCGAGCUCAGGUCAGGUCAGUUUACGAUGAGUUUGCUAGUUCUUACCUGAUCUCAUCUGACUAAAUAGACUAUGAAGGAAUUGUUGCUCAGUUGGUACAUUGUACUUACUACUCUGACACUCUGUAAACUUUGUUAGUGCCAGCCAAGCAUUAUUUGGCCACACCCCUGCUUUAAAUUGCAUUUAAAACAUCUUAGUAUUGCAGUUAAUAAAGAUGGUGACAAUUUUUCACUCCAUUGAAUAUCAGAUUACAAAGUGUUCUGGU
Molecule: messenger RNA, 1030 nt
Organism: Lineus longissimus
Lineage: Eukaryota; Metazoa; Nemertea; Pilidiophora; Heteronemertea; Lineidae
Product: prolyl-tRNA synthetase associated domain-containing protein 1-like
Exons: 2
Coding region: 159-668 (169 amino acids)
Molecular function (GO): aminoacyl-tRNA deacylase activity
Source: RefSeq, a predicted model, not a curated record